Messenger RNA from Alternaria ethzedia, 615 nucleotides. RefSeq names its product iron-binding protein (gene ISU1). Gene Ontology annotation, molecular function: ferrous iron binding; 2 iron, 2 sulfur cluster binding. The coding region runs from base 1 to 615 and encodes 204 amino acids. Gene Ontology annotation, cellular component: cytoplasm; mitochondrial matrix. The transcript has 4 exons. Gene Ontology annotation, biological process: intracellular iron ion homeostasis; iron-sulfur cluster assembly. The record is from RefSeq and is a predicted model, not a curated record. Lineage: Eukaryota; Fungi; Ascomycota; Dothideomycetes; Pleosporales; Pleosporaceae.
AUGGCUAUACUACCGAACCUCAAGACACCACACACAUCGAUCGCCACCAUGUUCAGGAGAGUCGCAGCAGCAGUGCCCGCUCAGGCAGGAAGAGUGCUCGCAACCGCCGCCAGGCCCAGCAUCGUUUCGCCCAUUCGCACAACAGCACCCGCAGUCGCAGCAGUCGCACUGCUCGACCACUACAACAAGCCUCGCAAUGUCGGAUCCAUGUCCAAGACGGACAACGACGUCGGUACUGGACUAGUCGGCGCACCCGCAUGUGGCGACGUCAUGAAGCUCCAGAUCCGUGUCGACCCUAACAGCAACACCAUUAGCGAUGUCAAGUUCAAGACCUUCGGCUGCGGUAGCGCGAUUGCGAGUUCGAGUUACCUGACGGAAUUGGUCCGGGGCAUGACACUGGAGGAUGCGUCGAGGAUCAAGAACACAGAGAUUGCAAAGGAGCUUUGCCUACCACCUGUAAAGCUGCAUUGCUCUAUGCUUGCUGAAGACGCCAUCAAAUCCGCCAUCUCCAACUACUACACCAAGAACCCCAACGCACGGCAAACAGACCUUGGCGGCAAGUCGGCGCCGCUGCCAAAGGUGGAGAUUGAGACUGUUUCCUCAGCGACGGCUUAG